ACUCUCUACAAUAGUUUUUGUUUGAUGAUUUGAUUUAUUUAUACAGUGAUAAUAAAAUUAAAAAAAUGGUUUUAAAUGAAGAAAGUGGGAAUGGUUUACGUGCGUUAAUUCUUGUUGGCGGUUAUGGAACAAGAUUACGACCUUUAACCCUAAGUCGACCAAAACCAUUAGUAGAAUUUGGUAAUAAACCAAUUUUAUUACAUCAAAUUCAAGCUUUAGUUGCUGCCGGUGUUAAGGAAGUAAUUUUAGCGGUUUCAUACAGAGCUGAACAAAUGGAAAAUGAGUUACGUGAAGAAUCACGUAAAAUGGGCAUUCAACUAAUAUUUUCACAUGAAACAGAGCCAUUAGGAACUGCAGGCCCCAUAGCAUUAGCAAAAAGUCAUUUACAAAAAAGUGACACACCAUUUUUUGUACUAAAUUCAGAUAUCAUAUGUGAUUUUCCAUUCAAAGAAAUGAUUCAAUUCCAUCGGAAUCAUGGUAAAGAAGGUACUAUUGUUGUUACAAAAGUGGAAGAACCGUCGAAAUACGGUGUAGUGGUCUAUGGGUCGGAUGGUAAAAUUGACAGUUUUAUUGAAAAACCACAAGAGUUUAUAUCAAAUAAAAUCAAUGCUGGAAUGUAUAUUUUAAACCCAAGUGUUUUAUCACGUAUUGAUCUAAAACCGACGUCUAUUGAAAAGGAAGUAUUUCCAUACAUGGCGACUGACAAUCAAUUAUAUGCAUUUGAACUGAAAGGUUUUUGGAUGGACGUUGGACAACCAAAGGAUUUCUUAAAAGGCACAUGUUUAUAUUUAGCGAGUUUACGUAGUACGAAUAAAGAAAAAUUGUAUGAUGGUGAUGGUGUAGUUGGAAAUGUUUUAAUCGAUUCAACGGCGAAAAUUGGGCAAGGUUGUCGUAUCGGUCCAAAUGUUACAAUUGGCCCUGAUGUUGUUAUCGAAGACGGUGUAUGUAUCAAGAAUUGUACAUUAUUACGUGGUGCUACAAUAAGAUCACACGCUUGGUUAGAUUAUUGCAUAAUCGGCUGGAAUAGUGUGGUUGGACGUUGGGUGCGGAUCGAAGGGUGUACGGUUUUAGGUGAAGAUGUCAUUGUACAGGAUGAAGUGUAUAUAAAUGGUGGGCAAGUACUACCUCAUAAAUCAAUUGCUAAAAGUGUACCAGAGCCUCAAAUUAUUAUGUGAAAGUAUAUGUUACUAAUUGUAUAUGUUUCUUUUAAAAUUGACA
Chrysoperla carnea is the source of this 1218-nucleotide messenger RNA. It is a transcript of the gene Gmppb, whose product is annotated as mannose-1-phosphate guanyltransferase beta. NCBI's taxonomy places the organism in Eukaryota, Metazoa, Arthropoda, Insecta, Neuroptera, Chrysopidae. Gene Ontology annotation, molecular function: GTP binding; mannose-1-phosphate guanylyltransferase (GTP) activity. Gene Ontology annotation, cellular component: cytoplasm. The transcript has a single exon. The record is from RefSeq and is a predicted model, not a curated record. Bases 66 to 1175 code for a protein of 369 amino acids. Gene Ontology annotation, biological process: cell wall mannoprotein biosynthetic process; GDP-mannose biosynthetic process.